This is a messenger RNA of Rhineura floridana, 1326 nucleotides long. Its product is annotated as interleukin-8-like. The record is from RefSeq and is a predicted model, not a curated record. NCBI's taxonomy places the organism in Eukaryota, Metazoa, Chordata, Lepidosauria, Squamata, Rhineuridae. The transcript has 4 exons. Gene Ontology annotation, cellular component: extracellular region. Gene Ontology annotation, molecular function: CXCR chemokine receptor binding; chemokine activity. Gene Ontology annotation, biological process: antimicrobial humoral immune response mediated by antimicrobial peptide; inflammatory response; chemokine-mediated signaling pathway. The coding region runs from base 88 to 402 and encodes 104 amino acids.
AGAGCUCAGUCAAACACAAACCUUCUGAGGCCAACCAGCACCCUGCCUUUCAGGAUCACAGCCAAGAAAGACAUUCCUCGCCUCAACAUGAACACCAAGGUUGUUGCUGCAAUUGUGGCUUUUUUCCUGCUUUCUGCCACUCUGACAGAAGGCGUCUCACUGGCCCGGAUGGGAAGUGAACUCCGGUGCCAAUGUAUAAGCACCCAUUCAAAAUUCAUCCCUCCCAGACACAUUCAGGAUGUCAAGCUGACGCAAAGUGGGCCCCAUUGCAAGAAUGUUGAGGUCAUUGCUACCCUUAAGGAUGGUAGAGAAGUAUGCUUGGACCCCACAGCUAAAUGGGUGAAGUUGAUCAUCAAGGCCAUUCUGGAUAAGGCUCAAUCCAAUGUUGAAUCACCGCUAUGAGGAAAAGAAUCUCUCCUGUUUUGCUUCACUGAAAAAGAACUGAGCCAUUUCAAUCAACCCUACUUUUUAUAACUUUAUAACCAGGUUUUUUUUUUCAUAUUUAUGUAUUUACUUUACAACUUUCCUGAUAGAAAGCCUUUAUAAGGAUAUAUUUAAGGCUGGAAGCAGAAAGAUGAGAUGCGAGAAGGAUGGUGAUUUGGAAAGUGGAACAUAUUGCUAAAUGGAGUUGUGAGGACUGUGCCACUGUCUUCAUGCCAAGCCUCCUGUUAUAGCACUAAUUGGCAAAAGAUCCUGGUCCCCUGGGGCACAGGCAAAGUAGUGCAGCUACAUCAGGAGUGACAUGAAUCAGAGCCAGCCUCAGGCUACCUAUUGUGAAAGUCAGCUCAGCAGCUACAGUGCCAGACAAAUCCUCAGGAGACCCAGGUUCAAAUCCCCACUCAGCCAUAAAAGUCAUGGGCUAGUCACUAUCUAUCAGCCCUAACCUACCUCAUAGGGCUGUUGUGAGGCUGGGGAAGAGAGAACCAUGUUCUGAGCACCAGAAGAAGGGUGGGAUAAAAUGGUAAUAAAUAAAUAACCAUAUCUGCAGAGGCUUUUAAAUAUGUGUAUCAUUUUCAAUGUGAACAUUUCUAAUUUAUUAGCAUGGGUGUAUCUGAAGUAUUAUUUAUUGUACUAGGAAUCUUCUGUGUCUGAAAGAAUAUUUAAAUGGUCAUAUUUAAGUUGGUGGGGACACUAUUUAUUUAAAUGGUUUGUCAAAGAACAGACUGAUGUUUUCCUAACUUGAGAAUUUCUCACACAGAACCGGCAUUCUGAAGUCUCAUAUUUGCACAUAAUAUGUCUUUAUUUAUGUAUUUAUUGAACAAGAAAUGUUGAAUGCUGUCAAAAUAUGUUUGUACUUGUACUGAUUAAAUUGUUUUAAUGCUGAAA